Messenger RNA from Corylus avellana, 1129 nucleotides. RefSeq names its product putative carboxylesterase 5. Lineage: Eukaryota; Viridiplantae; Streptophyta; Magnoliopsida; Fagales; Betulaceae. The record is from RefSeq and is a predicted model, not a curated record. Gene Ontology annotation, molecular function: hydrolase activity.
UGUCUUCCCACAUUUCAUCAACCUUUCCUCCUUUGACUUCUAGUUCACACCUCUCUAUUUCAUGGCCUCGUAGAUCUUUAGAAAUCAGAGCCCUCUCUCUCUCUCUCUGAAAUUACUUUGCAAUCAUGGCUUCAGGCACCAAUGAAAUAACCCAUGAUUUCCCGCCAUUCUUCAAAGCCUACAAAGAUGGUCGUAUAGAGAGGUACAUGUCUCACGACCACGUCCCCGCCGGCCUAGACCCACACACCGGCAUUCAAUCCAAAGACGUUGUCAUAUCGCCCGAAACCGGUCUGUCGGCCCGAAUCUUCAUUCCCAGAAUCAACGGCUCCGAUCAUCAGAAGCUGCCGCUUCUCGUCCACUACCACGGUGGAGGCUUCUGCGCUGGAUCACCGUUCGAUUCGAUUUCUCAUAAAUUUCUCACCUCUCUGAUUUCCCAGGCCAAUAUAAUAGUCGUUUCCGUUGACUACAGGCUAGCCCCAGAGCACCCACUUCCGAUUGCAUAUGAUGACUCCUGGGCCGCGUUGCAGUGGAUCGCUACUCAUUCUGACAAGCAAGGACCCGAGCCGUGGCUGACCGAGUAUGUGGAUUUCGGGCGGGUUUUCUUGGCGGGUGAGAGCGCUGGGGCCAACAUAGCCCACCACGUGGCAGUCCGAGCUGGUGCCACCGGAUUGUCUAGCUUGAAGAUUGUCGGUGUACUCAUGGUGCACCCAUUCUUCGGGGGCAAAGAGACUGACGAAAUGUACAAGUUUUUGUCUUCCACAAGUACCGGGCGUGAUGAUGACCCGAAACUUAACCCGGAAGUUGAUCCGGAUUUGUCAAGGAUAGGGUGUGCUAAGGUCCUUGUGUGCGUGGCAGAGAAAGAUUGGCUGAAAGACAGAGGCGUGGCUUACCAUGGGAGUUUGGGAAAGAGUGGUUGGAGUGGUGGCGUGGAACUAGUGGAAACAAAAGGAGAGGACCAUUGCUUUCACUUGUUCAACGCAGAGAGUGAAAAUGCCACGUCAUUGAUGAAAAAGUUUGUUGAUUUUAUUAAUGUAGGUGAGUAGAACAAUAAGGAGAGGAGAUGAUAUCUUGUUACCUCUGCAUUAAUGUUGUUUCCCUUUAGUGAAUAAAAAUAUGUUUUUUUUUUUUU